Messenger RNA from Neurospora tetrasperma FGSC 2508, 732 nucleotides. RefSeq lists its product as uncharacterized. The record is from RefSeq and is a predicted model, not a curated record. Bases 1 to 732 code for a protein of 243 amino acids. NCBI's taxonomy places the organism in Eukaryota, Fungi, Ascomycota, Sordariomycetes, Sordariales, Sordariaceae. The transcript has 2 exons.
AUGCGACCAAGACUUCUCUCCACCUCUCUUCUUGACUCUUCUGGGCAGAUUACGCAUGUCCGUUUCACCCAGGGUCCGGAGAGUCUGGGCCAGCUAGCAAUCCUGGCACUGGAGUGUCUGGACCAUCUCCGAAACACUCACUCGAAAUCAUAUAAGUCAACUUACCCCCGCCACUAUCACAAGCAAAUCCAUCAAAAUCUCGACACAAACACCCUUAUACCCUCGAGAUAUCUCAGUGGCUCUUCCAACCGACGAAGAACAUAUGGACGAAACGCUGCAGUAGAUGGAUAUGACGAUGGAAGCCAAGAUCGACAAAUUUCCCGGUCCAUCUGCUCUCGCCCUUUUAGGUCUAGCCGCAGACCGCCGUGUCUAGAGCGACAAGAUGCCUUUGUUGACACAAGAACACGUAAAGAUCGCCAGAUCCAAAUACGUAACCUGGUCAAUGAUGGAGGAACUUGCCCUGUGCGCCACCAGUUCAAGGGAGCUCACACGCAUGGGCUCGUCAUCAUCAAUGGCAUCGUGGUGCUUCAAGAGGAGGCAAUGCUGCCAAGAUGGCUUGAUGUCGGAGCUACGCAACCCCUGGGAAAACGAAGAAGGGGUUUGAUACCGGAAGACUUUGCCGAUGAGUGCGAGGUGAAGAAAAAGAAAAGAAGUGGUGUCAGGAACCGCGGAAAUCCCGAGCAAUCCUCCGAUUUGGGGUCUGCGUGCGACGCCGCCGAGAACAGCAAUUGA